AUGCUGCUGGAGGACAAGGGCGACCUGGACGGCGCGGAGGCGCUGAAGCGCGAGGUGUUCGAGGGGUGCCGAGAGACGCUCGGCGCCCGGCAUCCGAACACGCUCUCCUCGAUCAACAACCUCGGCUCGCUGCUGCAGGCCAAGGGCGACUUGGCCGGCGCGGAGGCGCUGUACCGUGAGGCGCUGGAGGCGAGGCGAGAGACGCUCGGCGACCAGCACCCGGGCACUCUCAACUCAAUGAGCCACCUCGGCGGGCUGCUGAAGGCCAAGGGCGACCUGGACGGCGCGGAGACGCUUUUCCGCAAGGCGCUGGAGGGGAUGCGAGAGACGCUCGGCGAUCGGCACCCUGACACGCUCGGCUCGAUCAACUGCCUCGGCUUGCUGCUGAAGGCCAAGGGCGACCUGGACGGCGCGGAGGCGCUGCAUCGCGAGGCACUAGAGGCGCAGCGAGAGACGCUCGGCGACCGGCACCCGAAUACGCUCACCUCGAUCAACGACCUCGGCGUGCUGCUGAAGACCAAGGGCGACCUGGACGGCGCGGAGGCGCUGUAUCGCGAGGCACUAGAGGCGCAGCGAGAGACGCUCGGCGACCGGCACCCGAGCACGCUCACCUCGAUCAACAACCUCGGCUUUUUGCUGGAGGCCAAGGGCGACCUGGACGGCGCGGAGGCGCAGCUUCGCGAGGCGCUGGAGGGGCAGCGAGAGACGCUCGGUGACCGACACCCGAGCACGCUCGUGUCGAUCAACAACCUCGGCGGGCUGCUGAAGGACAAGGGCGACUUGGACGGCGCGGAGGUGCUGUACCGUGAGGCGCUGGAGGGGUGCCGAGAGACGCUCGGCGACCGGCACCCGGACACGCUCAACUCGAUCAACAACCUCGGCAUGCUGCUGCAGACGCAGGGGAGGCUCGGCGACGCUAUCCUUCUCUUCCGGGAGCACCUGGAGGGGUGCGAGGCGCGGUACGGAAAGGGGCAUAAAGAGACGAGGAGCUCGGCCCGCAACCUUGUCGAGGUGCUGAAGAAGGCGGGGCGACAGCGCCAGGCCGAUGAGAUCGCUACCACGUAUGGGUGGAGCCCACGAGUGAGAGGAAGGCACCGUACUAUUUCCACACUCAGCAGAGCACGUGAUCCAGGCCGAGGUGAGCAUACUCCUCGUUGCGAGCGGAUCCCGCGGGAUUGUUCGUAG
Emiliania huxleyi CCMP1516 is the source of this 1185-nucleotide messenger RNA. RefSeq lists its product as hypothetical. NCBI's taxonomy places the organism in Eukaryota, Haptophyta, Isochrysidales, Noelaerhabdaceae. The record is from RefSeq and is a predicted model, not a curated record. Bases 1 to 1185 code for a protein of 394 amino acids. The transcript has a single exon. Gene Ontology annotation, molecular function: protein binding.